This is a messenger RNA of Symbiodinium necroappetens, 644 nucleotides long. The record is from the annotation of a GenBank genome assembly. NCBI's taxonomy places the organism in Eukaryota, Dinophyceae, Suessiales, Symbiodiniaceae.
GAUGGUGAAGCCGUCGCACGCCGCGCCAUCGAGCGUUUCAACGGCGCCUGGGUGGACAACCGGAGGAUUCAGCUCGAGCUGGACCCGAAUCCGCCAAAGAGCUUCCUGUCCUGUGUGUUCUUCCACAACGUCACGUGGACGACGACUGCGGCAGAGCUGAAGAGAAAGUUCGGUGGCUAUGGCACUGUGGAGGAGUUCGAGCUACGGGUGAAGCCCAACGGCCGGUCUCUGGGGAUGGGAACCUGCAGGUUCUCCUGCUCCAAGGAGGCCAAGAACGCCAUCGCCAGCCUCGAUGGGCAGAUGCUGCACGGCAGAAGGCUCUACCUUUGCCGCUACGACCCGAUUGGAGCUGGUCGAGUGCAGGCAAGCCGCCCCUGGGAGAACUGCGAGCCUGUGGGAGCCUUAAGUCUUAAGUCAGAGAGUCCCAGAGCGUAUGCCGGCUUGAGGAAUGCGGACAUCCUGCUAGGCGUGUGGGGACUGGAUGCCUUGCUGCGCUGCCGCUCGGCGGAGGGCGCGGUCUCGCCGCUGCUCCUGCAGGUUCCUCGCGGCUACGACGCCAGUUUGUGGCAAUGGGCAGGCGCUGCAGAUGACGAGGAGGAGCUGCGAGUGGAUGAAGACGGCAAGCUCCACGGCUGCAGCCAUAG